Molecule: messenger RNA, 838 nt
Organism: Juglans microcarpa x Juglans regia
Lineage: Eukaryota; Viridiplantae; Streptophyta; Magnoliopsida; Fagales; Juglandaceae
Product: protein FAR-RED ELONGATED HYPOCOTYL 3-like
Exons: 3
Coding region: 67-678 (203 amino acids)
Source: RefSeq, a predicted model, not a curated record
GUGAAGUUUUCAGUUUACUUUAAUGAAGACAAAUGCGAAGUUCAAUGCACGUGUGCCUUGUUUGAGAUGAGGGGGAUUAUCUGUAGGCAUGCAUUUAAAGUCUGUCAGAUGAAAUACAUUCAUGUGCUGCCAGAGAAAUAUGUGUUGGAUCGAUGGAGGAAAGACUUAAAGAGAAGAUACACACUGGUUAAGAGUAGCUAUGAUGAUGUACGGGUCAAUGCGGAUGCACGACGCUAUGAGCUUGUCAUACAAAGAUGUCUAAGAUUUGCGACGCGUGUAUCUCGAAAUGAUGAGCAUGUGAAUGCAUUCUUUCAUAUGUUGGAUGACUUUGAGCAUAAGUAUGUAGGAUUAGAGCUUGAGUCCGGUUCAACAAAGUUAAAAGAGAACGUGGUUGCCGAUAAAGAUAAGAAAAUAUUAAGCCCUCACGUUGUUCGGGGGAAAGGGAGACCGCCAACUAGAAGAAAGGUCCCGAUGGUCGAGAAGGCUACAAGGAAGAGAAAGAAAAAACAGACAUACAGGAAUCUAUUUGACGAUACAUCACACAAUGUUGACCUCCCGGUGUCAGAAGUUGGUGCUACUGUUGAGGAGGUUGUUAUCCAAACCCAGUAUAGUACUCUAACACAAGUAAGGCUUCCGGCCAAUGAUGAGGCUACGUCAAGCUUGCCCCAUGGAACUUAGCAUAGAUAUUGUCCCUGAGUUUUGUAUUUAUAUUUUGGAGAUCUCAGCCUUUUGUGAACUAUGGUGGAAGAUAAAGAUAGAGAUUGGGCAUUUUGUCUGAAAGCAAAUCUGGUGGAAGCACUCUGAAUGAUUUUGAGGCUGGAGAUCCUUAGUUCUACUC